UAAUGAGUUUAUUAACGCCACUGGAUUAAAGUCUUCAGUUGAAACUGCGCAUGUUCAAAUCCCCGUUAAAUGAAAACAUGGCGCUCGAGGAGCAGAAUGGAGAUUUUCCAUUUUUACCUUCGGGGGCUGCGGAGGUCAACAGGAUGAUUAAGGAGAACGGGAACCUGUUUUCUGAUUCCCAGUGCAAAGUCUGCAGUGCUGUUCUGAUUUCAGACUCCCAGAAACUAGCUCACUACCAGAGCAAGAAGCACGCGAACAAGGUCCGACGCUACAUGGGUCUACAGAAAGACGAGGAGCCCGCCAUCAAAAAGUUAAAGUCGCCUUCGUCCGACAGCGCCAGCAGUAACGGCCAAUCAGAGCGCUACAAAGCAUGUCAUGUGUGCAACAUGUCCUUCUCGUCCGCCGUGGUGGCGGAGUCUCACUACCAAGGCAAGGUGCACGCCAAGAACCUCAAACUGAAGACCUUUGGUCCCCAGGCUCCAGCCGCGGCCCCCCCGCCCCCGGCGGCCCCCCUGGUGAAGAGGAAGGUGGAGGAGACGGGUGGCGUGGCUCCGUCCCUAGGCCCCGCCCAGAACGACCCUGACCGCUUCUGCCCCAUCUGCCACGCCUCCUUCAACAAUCCCAUGAUGGCGCGGCAGCACUAUGUGGGCAAGAAGCACAAAAAACAGCUGACCAAGAUGAAACUCAUGGAGACGUACGGGCCCUCCUCAACCCCAGCCUCCACAGUCAAGGGCUACCCCUGCGCCGUGUGCAACCUGGAGCUCAACUCCGUGGAACAGUACCAGGCCCACAUCAGCGGCUCCAAACACAAGAACCAGGUGAAGAAAGUAGGCAGCUCGACGGCGUUCGUCGGCCCCUCAGAAAACCGGUCCCCACCGGAGAGCCAGCCCCGGGGGGAAGAGGAGGAACGUUACCCAGCAGAGAAGCAUCCCCAGCAGGCUGAGAACCAGCCAGACCCAGCCGGGACGGAGUGGGAAGCUUUCAACCGGGACUACGAGUGAAGGAGCCAGCUCCCCCUUCUCCCCCCCCCCCGACCCCCUGCUGUCCACCUGCCAGUCCCGUUGCCUGUUCUUGGAAGGGCUACCUUCUAAGAGGCUUGGACCCCACCCUCCCCCCACCCUCACACCUCCUAACCGGCCCCUCCCAUGGUUGAGGGACGAAUGUGACCCCUAACCCUGUAACCCUUCCAAUGCCCCCCCCCCAUUUAAUUUCAGCAACAUCAUCAACCAGAGGACCAUCAGUUACAUGUUG
Osmerus eperlanus (European smelt) is the source of this 1251-nucleotide messenger RNA. It is a transcript of the gene znf346, whose product is annotated as zinc finger protein 346. The transcript has 7 exons. Gene Ontology annotation, molecular function: nucleic acid binding; zinc ion binding. Bases 51 to 1001 code for a protein of 316 amino acids. The record is from RefSeq and is a predicted model, not a curated record. Lineage: Eukaryota; Metazoa; Chordata; Actinopteri; Osmeriformes; Osmeridae.